CCAGUGCCGGCCUGGUGCUGAAUUCGAACUGCUUCGACAGCGUUAAAAACACUCCUGAGUUCCAGCAGACGGUCAAUCCAAACUCACUUGUUUCAGUGUCUGGUAACCACAAGUUAUCCCCGAGUGCACCCUUCCCAGAGUGCCUGAAUCUGGCCGACUCCAUUGUGGAAAUAGAGCUGUGUGCCAAGCAGGAGGACUGGAGGAGGAUGGGGAAUGUUUUCCGGUCCAUUUGUCAGUUGUCCAAACAACCCCACCAGUUGGGGCAAAUCAGCGGACGCAUCGCCACCGCGCUGCUCUCUGAGAGCAAAGACAAGCUGUCGCUGCCCUUUGCUACCUUCGCUGAGUCGGUGUGUCAGGGGGAAGAUGAGGAGAGCCUGGUCGGGAGUUUUUUGGGGCAGAAUUGGAGUCUCGCUCAUGUUGAGAUACCACAAAACGCAACAAUGGUCAAAGGGUCGGAGGGUGGUGGAUGUGCUGUCCUUUUCCAAAGUGAACUACUCCAAACUGAUGGGUUUGUUCGGGAACGAGAACGGAGCCUCGCGCUGCUCCCUGGUUACCGUGGCGGCCGAGCUGCUCCUCCUGAGUGGCAGCGUGGAGGGAGCGCUGAACACACUGCGAGAAAACAAAUGGUUCCUGGGUUCGUCGUCGUGGCCGUGUGACCCUGCCGAUCUGGAGAGUAGAAGCCGUGUGUUGAUGCGUCUGGCCGAGAAAACCUCUCACAGAGACACGCUGGAGGUCCUCUGUAAUCUGCCUGGACUCAGAGAGCUAAACGACAUGGUCGGCAUCCCCAAGUAUGAUCCUCUGUUUAACUCUCACCUGCAAGUGUGCAUGGACCGACAGAUUCUCCCCGUAGCUUCAGACACCGUGGACUUCAUGCUCAGUAAGAAACUGUCCGUCGAUCCUCUUCUGCUGCAAACGCUCCUGAACAAACUGGGAAAGCAGAACCUCUGGCCCCGAGCGCGGAGAGCCUUCAGUCACUCCGUGAGUUCGGGCUACUACCCGGAGGUGUCGACGGGCUUCAUGGCCCUGAUGGUGCCCUGCUCUCUGGGGGAGGUGGAGCUGGUUCUCUGCUUGGAGAUGUUCGUCACGGUCAACGCCACAGACAUCUUCCAGCUAUCAGAGACCUCCACUUCCUGUCUCAGUAUCACCCUCAAAAGGACUCAGAGCUGUGAGAGCGAGUACCUCUCCGCAGGAAGCCGCCUCCUGUCCGCAGCGUGCACGCCGCAGCCCAAACUGGUCGUUCACUACACGGCCGUUAACUCGUCCCAGGAUCAAGUUUUCACUCUGGACGUUUUCUCCGCUCGAUCCUGGCUCCGCCACAAUCACCUGUGGGCCAACGAGGUGUGGGUGCGCAAUUCCUCCGCAGUCCCCCGGACAUAAUUAACUUUCCUUUUUCCCUUAAAACUGCUUUUGUUCCAGAGGCUGCGGUUGACUCUGGGAAAACAACCAAUGAAAUCAGGAAAACUAACGCAUGUACAUUUCUGUUGGCUGUCAUAUUUCAAUUUAGCCUUUGACCAAGAAGAAGAAACUCACAACCAAAGACGGACACCAGACAUUUUCAAUGUUUGAUUUUUGUACAAAAAUAAUACCUAAUUUUUGUUCAAAUUUUGUUUUAAAUAUGUUAAGGAUUUUUAUGUUAAUUGUGGUUUCCUGAAGAGUUAUUUUAGCUGAUUUGUCUUUGAUUUAUAUAAGUAGGUAAUCUGGCAGGGUUGUUAUUUUCUUUAACAACAAUGUACAAUGUGUAUAUAAGUGUAUAUUUAUAAUGGUGUUAAGUCUUUGACGGUAUUAUGUUGCUACAUCAUCUUACUGAUUGUCAAAUCCUCAAUUGUUGCUUGUUCAAGAGCUGUGAUUUACAUUUUCUUUGUAAUACGUUUUUAUAAAAACUGUUCAGCUCCAAAAGUUUGACUUUGUACUGUUUGUUUGAAAAGAAAUCGAUUGUCUUCUGGAAAAUAAAAGAUUGGUAGGUAGUUAAAGUCA
Trematomus bernacchii (emerald rockcod) is the source of this 1974-nucleotide messenger RNA. RefSeq names its product protein TOPAZ1-like. The record is from RefSeq and is a predicted model, not a curated record. The transcript is spliced from 9 exons. Gene Ontology annotation, biological process: spermatocyte division; spermatid development. The coding region runs from base 214 to 1377 and encodes 387 amino acids. NCBI's taxonomy places the organism in Eukaryota, Metazoa, Chordata, Actinopteri, Perciformes, Nototheniidae.